Aspergillus calidoustus is the source of this 372-nucleotide messenger RNA. Lineage: Eukaryota; Fungi; Ascomycota; Eurotiomycetes; Eurotiales; Aspergillaceae. The record is from the annotation of a GenBank genome assembly.
AUGCUCGCAACGCAAUUCGCACGGCUCCAAUUCCGCGCGGAGAAAACCCACUGGACGAAAUUCAUCGCCAUGCAGAACCAGUACAACCUCCUCUACUGCGAGGAAGAGCGGGAGAUGAACGCCUUUUUCCAACGAGACGGGCGUCGGCGCCUCGGAGCGGAGCGCGCUCGAAAAGGGCGCGGAUUCAAAAGCGAUGGUUUCGGCGUCCGGGUCACCUGGGCUGGACGAGACGGAUUUGGCGAGCCCUGGCGUGGAUUCUGCCGCAUGGAGGAGGCGAUUGCGGCUGUGGGCAAAGUGUUGAGUGCUGCGGAGGAGGAGUCGCUCGAGGCGCUGUAUUGGCCCAAGGCGUAUUUGAUUGCCGAGUCGCUGUGA